Molecule: messenger RNA, 1344 nt
Organism: Phytomonas sp. Hart1
Lineage: Eukaryota; Euglenozoa; Kinetoplastea; Trypanosomatida; Trypanosomatidae
Source: the annotation of a GenBank genome assembly
AUGGAAGGAUUUCCUCAACACCGCUCACGCGUGUCUUUGCUAUCUUUGGUAUUUGUAGUACUAAUACUGUCUUUGUUAAAUAACUCACUCCCUCUCCAGGCCUACGCCCAAGAAGUGCAAACUGACAAUGAACCUCAGGCCGAGACCAAUAGAGAUGGAGUCGACACAAAUGCAUACACAAAUCCCCACGAUCCAAACCGAAAAAACGCGAGUGCGCCUUCACCCGCCAAAAAGCCGACUCAGAAACAACCUUCGGGAUCUUCCCUCAAUAUAGUUGAAGGUCCUUCCACCAUCCAGUGGCGCGCGUCUUUACUCAAAGGGGGAUGCGCUCAGGCUGUCUCGGACUACCUCAAGCGAAUUCAUGAUGACAGCAAAAGUGUCAAGAACGCCGUCUCUCAGGCACGAAAGAAGGUUAACUUCGCUCGUCUGCACAAACCUCAAAAUGUGCCAAGUGCUGAACAGCGCCUAAAUGCGUCAAAGCAAGCCCUCAACGCGUUUGAUGCGGAGACACUGAGGCUAUUCGGCGCAAGCCUACCAAAGACUUGUGUCACCGAGGUCAAGGAUCGUAUGGGGCUUCCAGAAGAGAGCACUAGCCUAAAUAGUGCAUAUGAUGUGGCUCUUUACAUAUUUCGGUCGGUCAUGGCGCACACACAGACAUUUUACCUAACUAUGAAAGGUGUAUGGAACUACACGGUUGAUUCAUAUAUUCCUAUCGUAAAAGAUUUUCAAGGCUUCUCCGAUGUGUACUACAAAAAGGCCGUCAAAUUAUUCAAUGAAGCCCAUCCAAGACCAGGGUUAUUAACCAAGAUCUCAGGUAAGCCAAAGACUGUGCCCACAUCUGAAUUUAUUGUGAAGAUAUUAAAAGGGCUUGCGUAUGCCUGUGUGCCUUUGGCACUUGUAGCAUUCAUCGGUUUGGUAGUUGCCCUUCUAUUCCCAGUUCUUAUGAUCGGGGUUUUUAUACCGGACCUCAUCUACCACGUCUGGAUUCGUCUCUUUAUCUUCUACUACCCAUAUGCCAUGGUCUUCCCAUCGGACUUCAUCACCGAGGUACAAGGAUUAUAUGUGUUUGCGUUUGAAAGGAAUUGGGGCGCGUGUUGGGGAAUACUGAAGAAAGCGAUCACAGGUGCCAUGACAAACUUCGAUGGACUAUAUUACAAUACAGUUCUUAUGGGACAAAUGGUUUGGUUUGUAACCUUUAUUUUUGGGGUUAUGAUGUGGAAUUGGAUGUAUUUUUUCAUUAUCCGAAGAAAGAGGACGAAAACGAAUUCGCCGUACUUUGAAAAUGUCAAACGCGACGAAAACAUACUUAAACUUCUGGAGAAAUCUAAAAAAAAGAAAAUAUAA